Molecule: messenger RNA, 1178 nt
Organism: Daucus carota subsp. sativus
Lineage: Eukaryota; Viridiplantae; Streptophyta; Magnoliopsida; Apiales; Apiaceae
Exons: 9
Coding region: 127-1056 (309 amino acids)
Source: RefSeq, a predicted model, not a curated record
UUUCUUUGGAGUUUGAACCCAUUGGAGCAAGUAAUAUCUUUGAAAACAAACAUUUUAUAGCUGCAAGUUAUCUUCUUAUCUAUUCCCUCCACCCUCACUCACUCACAAAAACGCUGUAAAUCAGUGAUGAGUAGCUCAAUCUGUGCUCCAGUUUCUCCCUCCCUUCUGAAACAUAAAACUUAUGGCAACCCUUCUUCAGUUUUUCGACUACCUGCUAAACCCAUAACUAGUUUUUCUACCGGAAGAAACAGAAGAAGUGCUUCUUUAACUACAAGGGCUUUGCUUUCAACUACCAAAGAAGCAGUGUUGAAGGAUUUUCAUGCAAAAAAGGCUAUCAAAAUUAUCUCAGGCUUGCAGAAUUUUGAUAAAGAUAAUGUUGCUUCUGUUGUCACUGCUGCAGAUAAGGGAGGAGCAACUCAUGUCGACAUUGCUUGCGAUCCUGAUUUGGUUAAGCUUGCAACAAGUUUAACUUCCCUUCCAAUCUGUGUUUCAUCUGUUGAUCCUGCGGCAUUUCCAGCUGCCAUUGAAGCUGGAGCUGUGAUGGUGGAGAUAGGAAAUUAUGAUUCUUUCUAUGAGAAGGGUGUGACCUUUUCUCCAGAGGAGAUACUAAACCUAACACGGGAGACCAAGAAAAUCCUUCCUUCUGUUGCACUUUCUGUGACUGUGCCUCACACACUAAGCCUACCUGAUCAGAUCAAGCUAGCUGAACAGCUGGAACAGGAAGGCGUGGACGUUAUCCAGACUGAAGGAGGAAAAUACUCGAGUCCAACGAAGUCUGGUAUUCUUGGAUUGAUUGAGAAGGCAACACCGACACUAGCAGCUGCAUAUUCCAUUUCACGAGCUGUCAAGAUCCCUGUCAUGUGUUCAUCGGGCCUAAGUGCAGUUACAGCACCAAUGGCGAUCACAGCAGGGGCUGCUGGAGUGGGCGUUGGUUCUGCAAUUAACAAGCUGAAUGAUGUCAUUGCGAUGAUUGCCGAGGUCAGAAGCAUUGCCAAUUCUCUGGAAGUGUGUAGUGACAGAUCAAAUCUAGCAGACAUGAAGCAUUUGAAACUGUAGUUUUGCUAUAGUAGCUUGUCUAAGAGUGAAUUAGGAUGGUAAAGAUUUUUAAAGUUCGAUCUCGUACUCAUGAGCUGUUCGACAUUAUGAUACUUGAAUUAAAAGCGAAUUUUCAAGAUAAA